Molecule: messenger RNA, 2573 nt
Organism: Marmota flaviventris (yellow-bellied marmot)
Lineage: Eukaryota; Metazoa; Chordata; Mammalia; Rodentia; Sciuridae
Gene: Smoc2
Product: SPARC related modular calcium binding 2
Biological process (GO): extracellular matrix organization
Cellular component (GO): basement membrane
Molecular function (GO): heparin binding; protein binding; extracellular matrix binding
Source: RefSeq, a predicted model, not a curated record
AUGCUGCUGCCCCAGCUCUGCUGGCUGCCGCUGCUCGCGGGGCUGCUGUCGCCCGCGCCCGCGCAGAAGUUCUCAGCGCUCACGUUUUUGAGAGUCGAUCAAGAUAAAGACAGAGAUUGCAGCCUGGACUGUGCGGGCUCUGCUCAGAAACCCCUCUGUGCGUCGGAUGGACGGACCUUCUUAUCCCGCUGCGAGUUCCAGCGUGCCAAAUGCAAAGACCCUCAGCUGGAAAUUGCUUACCGGGGAAACUGCAAAGACGUCUCCAGGUGUGUGGCCGAAAGGAAGUACACCCAGGAGCAAGCCCGGAAGGAGUUCCAGCAGGUGUUCAUCCCCGAGUGCAACGAUGACGGCACCUACAGUCAGGUCCAGUGCCACAGCUACACGGGGUACUGUUGGUGCGUCACGCCCAAUGGAAGGCCUAUCAGCGGCACUGCUGUUGCCCACAAGACGCCCAGGUGCCCGGGUUCUGUAAAUGAAAAGUUACCUCCACGGGAAGGCACAGGAAAAACAGAUGAUGCCGCAGCUCCGGCGCUGGAGACACAGCCUCAAGGAGAUGAGGAAGGUAUCGCAUCACGUUAUCCCACCCUUUGGACGGAGCAAGUCAAAAGCCGACAGAACAAGACCAAUAAAAACUCAGUGUCCUCCUGUGACCAGGAGCACCAGUCCGCCCUGGAGGAAGCCAGGCAGCCCAAGAAUGACAACGUGGUGAUCCCUGAGUGUGCCCACGGGGGCCUCUACAAGCCAGUUCAGUGCCACCCCUCCACGGGGUACUGCUGGUGUGUGCUGGUGGACACAGGGCGCCCCAUUCCUGGCACAUCCACCAGGUAUGAGCAGCCCAAGUGUGACGACAGAGCCCGGGCACACCCCGCCAGGGCCCAGGACCUGUUCAAGGGCCGGCAGCUGCAGGGUUGUCCUGGUGCCAAAAAACAUGAAUUUUUGACAAGCGUCUUGGAUGCACUGUCCACAGACAUGGUCCAUGCUGUCUCUGACCCCUCCUCCCCAUCGGGCAGACUCUCAGAACCAGACCCCAGCCACACCCUGGAGGAGCGGGUGGUGCACUGGUACUUCAAGCUGCUCGAUAAGAACUCCAGCGGGGACAUUGGCAAGAAGGAAAUCAAACCCUUCAAGAGAUUCCUUCGGAAAAAAUCCAAGCCCAAAAAGUGUGUGAAGAAGUUUGUGGAGUACUGUGACGUGAAUAACAACAAGGCCAUCUCUGUGCAGGAGCUGACGGGCUGCCUGGGCGCCACCAAGGAGGAGGGCAAAGCCAGCACGCGGAAGCGCCACACCCCCAGAGGCAGCACCGAGGGCUCCCCUCCAAGGCAGCCGAGGAAGCAAGGAUGAGCAGCUGGCCCUUCCGUGGCGGUUUCUAGACAUGUGGGAGUCUCCCUCACCAAAGAGCGAUUUAAAAACAAGCCCAUAGUAUUUGCACUUUGUACUUUACAUGUAAAUCCACUUGGUAGAAACGAGAUAUUUAAACGGACUGUUUGGAUCUGGAAUGUGGAAGGCUGGCUUCAGACGAGUCCUCACAUACAAUGUAUGUGUCCUUCGUCCACCGUGGAAACCUGCGCCUGGCGGACAGGAGUUUGGAAAGCACGGAGCUUCUCGGCUCUGCCCGGGGUAGCUGCUGGCAGCCUCCUCCAGGCCCUCUGCAGCCCUGCCUCGGGCUGCCCGCGCUCUUACAGUCCACAGGCGCCAGCCUUGUCCCCUCAGCUGGGGCUUCAUAGAAGUGUCACUGAAAUGGAGUUCGUAGGUCUUGCCCUUACUGUGCUCGGACUGGCUGUUUCUUGGGAUUCUGUGCCGGUCUGUUCAUUUCGCUUUCCCGAGGUCUCUCGCACCCGAUGAGCCAGGUCACCAGGAAGGACCGGGUCCCCAGGAAGGAGGGCAGAAAUGGCUGGGGUGGGGGAGAGCUUUCAAACUUCUUCACCUCCACUUCCAAGCUUCUCUUUGGGUUUUGCCUUGGGCUCAGAUAAGUCCAGGCAGGCGGCCUAGAGGGGCCCUUCCUUCAGAAAGGGGACCCAGGCUGUGACUAGGCCACUCCUGCCAGCCUGCUUCUCUGUGCCCCCAGGGUCCCCUGGAAGACAACGCUGUCCCUGAACAAAUGGCCCCCAGGAGGCAUGACGGCAGAGGUGUGGGCAGGGUGUGGACUGGGCCUCAGGAAGGGCUGCGAGUCCUGCUCCGCACACUGCUGAAGGCUCAGGGCAGGGGCCUUGCCAGAGUCCAUCUGUGGCACAAGAGGGUCAGCAACUGCGUGCCCACUGUGAGCAGCAGAGUUGGCUCUCAUGGCCACUGCCACCCUGGACCUGGCCCUAAGCGAGAGGUGUGAGGCCAGCCAGCUCCGACUUCUGUAGGAGGGCCCUCGUGGCCUGGUCCCCCGCAGGGUCCCGUGCAGUCAUGACCCUGAGAGUGUGUGGAGAGGCGUCACGAGGACUGUGCCGGGAGUCCCAGGCCAGCUCAACGAGCGUCAGCAUCGUCUAGGAAACAGCUGUGAGCCUAGUUGUUUUGGAUACUCGUUUAUAUUGCUGAACUUUGAAAUUAAUCAUUUUUCCUAGAUUAAAAUCAGACAUGUGAUCAAA